This is a messenger RNA of Nerophis lumbriciformis (worm pipefish), 1011 nucleotides long. The record is from RefSeq and is a predicted model, not a curated record. NCBI's taxonomy places the organism in Eukaryota, Metazoa, Chordata, Actinopteri, Syngnathiformes, Syngnathidae.
AUGAGUUCUGUAGAGGACUACUCACUGAAUCGAAUUCUUGGGCUAAAGGCCGCAAACGACGACUACAGAAUACACUGCGAAGAGCUGGAGAAGCAGCUUGUGGAAGUCCACCACCGUCACGACGAGCUGACCGGCCUGGCGGAGGAGUCGAGGUCAUUCAAAGAUGAGCUGGAUGCACUGAGGAACUGUUCAGAUCGAGUGGUGAUGCUGGAGGCUUCGGUGGAAACAUACAAGCGCAAACUGGAGAACCUGGGAGACCUGAAGAGGCAGAUGAAGCUUCUAGAGGAGAACAACACCAUCUACAUGCAGAACACUGUCAGCCUGAAGGAGGAACUGCGCAAGGCCAACGCUGCCCGGGCACAGUUGGAAACAUACAAGUGCCAGGUCCAAAAGCUUCACAUGAAGUUGUCAGACGAAACGAGGCGAAGGGACGACCAAGACUUUGAAAUGAAAAAGUUGGAGGAGAAAUACGAACUGGUGACAAAGGAGAAAGAGCGGAUCAUCGUGGAGAGAGACUCUCUAAAAGAAAUCCAUGAGGAGCUUCGGUGCACACAAGCGCAGCAACACCAACUCUCCCAAGCGGACUACAUAUUCAUGCUCUUGGCUGCGCUGAAAAAGAAGGAUGAUGACAUGAGGGCCAUGGAGGAGAGGUACAAAAUGUACCUGGAGAAAGCUCGCAAUGUGAUCCGAGCACUGGACCCUAAAUUGAACCCGGCUACCGCUGAAAUCCAGGCUCUGAGGAACCAGGUUGCUGACAGAGAUGAGCAGAUCCUCAACUUGGAGCAUCAGUGCGAGCAGGCCCGACUGCGCGAGUACGAGGAGAAACUGAUAGUCUCCGCUUGGUGCAACAAGAGUCUGAACUUUCAGAAGCUGGCCAUCGAGUCGCGUCUGGGCGGCUGCGCCGGUUCCACGCUAUCCUCUGGCCAGUCCUUCUUGUCCCAGCAGCGGCAAGAGUCUAACGCCCCUCGCCGGGCACUUUCCAUUAGUGUGCCCAGCACCACUGCCAAGUAG